AUCGGCCGGGGUUAGUCGGCGGCGCAGCAGCAGGUUCCGGGGCUGUGUACUGUGACGGCAGCGGCUCGGUCCGUGUCUCCGCCAUGGCCUACCCGGGGUUCGGAGCGUAUGGAGCUUACAGUGGUCAGAUGCCAGGAAUGCAAAUGACAGUGGGACAGCCAAUGCCAGGAGCAGUACCAAAUAUGCCUCAUGGAGGAUACUCUGGAUAUUCUGCAUAUUCUGGUACUUAUUCUGCUGCUGCUGACCCUAUGUGGACUUACUUCGCUGCUAUUGCUGGACAGGAUGGUGAAGUGGAUGCAGAGGAACUACAGAGAUGCUUAACACAGUCUGGAAUCAGUGGAACCUAUUCUCCAUUCAGUUUGGAAACCUGCAGAAUUAUGAUCUCCCUGAUGGAUAGAGAUUAUACAGGAAAAAUGGGAUUUAAUGAAUUCAAAGAACUCUGGGCAGCUCUUAAUGCGUGGAAGCAAAAUUUCAUGAUGAUUGAUCAAGACCGAAGUGGAACCGUGGAACUUCAUGAACUGGGUCAAGUCAUUGCAGCUAUGGGUUACAGAUUAAGCCCUCAAACACUAACUGCUAUUGUAAAACGUUAUAGCAAGAAUGGCAAAAUCUUUUUUGAUGACUAUGUGGCUUGCUGUGUGAAAUUACGGGCAUUGACAGAUUUCUUCAGAAGACGAGACAACAUGCAACAGGGAUAUGUGAAUUUUGUAUAUGAUGAUUUUUUGCAGUGUACUAUGGCAAUAUGAAUGGAAAGCUGCUGAAGGAUAUAGACUCCGACCUGUGAAGUCUUCUGCUGAGAAGAAAUUAACUGAACCUGCUGUGAAUUGAAGCUGUAGCAGACUUCCCUCAUCUUUCUGCCUGUUAGGACAUCCACUUUGAAUAAAUUUGAUUUUAGUGCACAGUUGAGAGCAAUAAUUUUUUUUCAUUUUUAGUUAUUUUUCAGAAGCAUACUCUUUAUAUUUACGUGCAUAAUUCCAUACAAGUACCCUAUUGUUAUGCACUCAAGCUUAAUGAAGACUAAACAAACUUUUGCUUGUAAUGGUUGCAAGCAUAGACCAUUUCAUUUUUAUAUGUAUUUAGACUGCAUACAUGAGCAGAAUAUCAGACAUCCUGUUUUUUAAUCUUAUCUAAUAUAGGUAUUUCAUGUGACCAUCAAAGUGAUAGUACGUUGUUUCAGAUGCGAUACUCUGAGGAAUUCUAGUUGAUUGGUGAUACUAGGUCAAUAUUCCACCAGAAACAACUUAAAACGAGUUAGGUAAAACUCUCCAGACUCAUUGCAAUAGAUUUUUUUCUGAGGCAGACUGUUACAAAUUGUUCUUCUAUUUGGUUUAUUUAUGAAUUGGACAGUGCUUGUUGAGUAAUAGUUGAGACCCUCUCUGCUAAUCAACAUGCAGAAAGCCGAAA
Molecule: messenger RNA, 1401 nt
Organism: Chelonoidis abingdonii (Abingdon island giant tortoise)
Lineage: Eukaryota; Metazoa; Chordata; Testudines; Testudinidae
Gene: GCA
Product: grancalcin
Molecular function (GO): calcium ion binding
Source: RefSeq, a predicted model, not a curated record